Molecule: messenger RNA, 902 nt
Organism: Gekko japonicus
Lineage: Eukaryota; Metazoa; Chordata; Lepidosauria; Squamata; Gekkonidae
Product: GDNF family receptor alpha-4-like
Exons: 6
Biological process (GO): nervous system development
Cellular component (GO): external side of plasma membrane; signaling receptor complex
Molecular function (GO): glial cell-derived neurotrophic factor receptor activity
Source: RefSeq, a predicted model, not a curated record
AAAGCAUGGUGGAUGUGGUGAGCUCAGCCCGGGACUGCCUGCAGGCGGGGGAGUCCUGCACCAACGAUCCCAGCUGCAGCUCCAAAUUCCGGACCCUCCGGCAGUGCAUCGCCGGCAACGGUGCCAACAAGCUGGGGCCGGACGCCAAGAGCCAGUGCCGGAACACGGUGACGGCGCUCCUCUCCAGCCAGCUCUACGGCUGCAAGUGCAAAAGAGGGAUGAAGAAGGAGAAGCAGUGCCUUAGCGUCUACUGGAGCAUCCACCACACCUUGAUGGAAGGUAUGAAUGUGAUGGAGAGCUCCCCUUACGAACCCUUCGUGAGAGGCUUUGACUACGUCCGGCUGGCUUCCAUCACUGCAGGCCGCUGUCUCAAUGGUGGAGCCCCCAAAGCCCUAAACGUUAACUCUGACGUGGCAGAAUAUCUUGCUUCAAUUCAGCUCCCUUGCUGGGCCCAGUCAGAAUCCAGAUACGCUGAAUUCCAGUUUAACUGCCAGCCAUCCACGCAGUCCGCGACGGGAUGCCGGAGGGAGAACUUUGCAGCCUGUCUCUUGGCCUACACUGGAAUCAUUGGUAUACGACAGUCCGGCUUUUGUCUUCCAGAAAAUGCCAUCCAGGCCUUCGGCAACGGGACGUACCUGAGCUCAGCCCCGGGCCCUUCCACCCCUCCGACGACGCAGCUGCGCAAACAGGAGCGGAACGCCAACAAAGCAGCCGCCACCCUCCGAGAGAACAUCUUCGAACAGCUACAGCCCACCAAGGUCUCUGCUGAGGAGAAACUUCUGGGAGGCGCCACUCAUCUCGCAUCCGACUCUUCCAACGCAGUGAUGGCUUCCGCCACGAGCGACUGGUUGAUGCUACAGGGCUCCGUGUCGAUCGUCACCUUGCUCCUGGCGUCCAUGUGA